UCGUCGGCGUCAGAUCGGGGGGCCUCGAGGCUGCGGGUGGGCGCGGGGGCCCGGGGACCGUUGGGGCAGCCCGUCCUCUCCACCCCGGGUUCGGAGACCCCACAGAUCCGGCCCCCUGCCACCGCACCCCCAAACCGCGGACUUGCUAACUCGUGUCCGGAGCAGGACUUUGCACCCUUGAGGGUCACCCAGCCACCUUUGAAGCUGCUCUUUUCAACCCUGCCUUUGAGAACAUCGAUGCCCUCCUAGCCCCGCCCAGGGAUGGAGGGCUUCAUGGACUCAGGGACCCAGACGGAUGCGGUGGUGGUGCUGUCCCUGGCCCAGGCUGCCGUGCUGGGCCUGGUCUCGGAAAAUGAGCUCUUCGGAGCCACCAUCAGCGCCGAGGCCUUCUACCCGGACCUGGGCCCCGAGCUGUCCGCGGCUUCCCUGGGGGAGCCGGGCCCCCCGGCUCCCAUGUGCCAGGCUCCCCGCCCAGGGAUGGAGGGCUUCAUGGACUCAGGGACCCAGACGGAUGCGGUGGUGGUGCUGUCCCUGGCCCAGGCUGCCGUGCUGGGCCUGGUCUCGGAAAAUGAGCUCUUCGGAGCCACCAUCAGCGCCGAGGCCUUCUACCCGGACCUGGGCCCCGAGCUGUCCGCGCGGCACAAGAAGGCGCAGCUGGACCGGCUGGACAUCAACGUGCAGAUCGACGACUCGUACCUGGUGGAGGCGGGCGACCGGCAGAAGCGCUGGCAGUGCCGCAUGUGCGAGAAGUCCUACACGUCCAAGUACAACCUGGUGACGCACAUCCUGGGCCACAACGGCAUCAAGCCGCACUCCUGCCCGCACUGCAGCAAGCUCUUCAAGCAGCCCAGCCACCUGCAGACGCACCUGCUCACGCACCAGGGCACGCGGCCCCACAAGUGCCAGGUGUGCCACAAGGCCUUCACGCAGACCAGCCACCUCAAGCGCCACAUGCUGCUGCACUCCGAGGUCAAGCCCUACAGCUGCCACUUCUGCGGCCGCGGCUUCGCCUACCCCAGCGAGCUCAAGGCCCACGAGGUCAAGCACGAGAGCGGCCGCUGCCACGUGUGCGUCGAGUGCGGCCUGGACUUCUCCACGCUGACGCAGCUCAAGCGCCACCUGGCCUCCCACCAGGGCCCCACCCUCUACCAGUGCCUCGAGUGCGACAAGUCCUUCCACUACCGCAGCCAGCUGCAGAACCACAUGCUCAAGCACCAGAACGUGCGGCCCUUCGUGUGCACCGAGUGUGGCAUGGAGUUCAGCCAGGUCCACCACCUCAAGCAGCACUCGCUCACCCACAAGGGUGUGAAGGAGUUCAAGUGCGAGGUGUGUGGCCGGGAGUUCACGCUGCAGGCGAACAUGAAGCGGCACAUGCUGAUCCACACCAGCGUCCGGCCCUACCAGUGCCACAUCUGCUUCAAGACCUUCGUGCAGAAGCAGACCCUCAAGACCCACAUGAUUGUACACUCGCCGGUGAAGCCAUUCAAAUGCAAGGUGUGCGGGAAGUCCUUCAACCGCAUGUACAACCUGCUGGGCCACAUGCACCUGCACGCGGGCAGCAAGCCCUUCAAGUGCCCCUACUGCUCCAGCAAGUUCAACCUCAAGGGCAACCUGAGCCGGCACAUGAAGGUCAAGCACGGGGUCAUGGACAUCGGCCUGGACAGCCAAGACCCCAUGAUGGAGCUGACGGGCACGGACCCCUCGGAGCUGGACGGCCAGCAGGAGAUGGAGGACUUCGAGGAGAAUGCCUACGCGUACGCGGGCGUGGACGGCAGCGCGGAGGCCAGCGUCCUCACCGAGCAGGCCAUGAAGGAGAUGGCCUACUACAACGUGCUAUAGCAAAGCUGGGCCGCCCGGCACCGGGGGAGGGGGGCCUGGGCCUGGGGGUGAGACCCGCGGGCUGCGGGCUGCGCUCCUGCAGCGGAGAAUCGAGCUACUGCCCCACUGCCCGGAGCCCUCCCCCGACACGGAGUCGUUUGCACCACCAGGGACUUGUAGACCAAAUGGACUGUACCACUGGCCUCAGCCGUGAACCUGGGCCUGCUGCCGUGGGAGGGUCGGGGAAAGGGACAGGUCACAGGGCACAGGUUCUCAGGGGUCCCCAAGGCCCAGCCGCGCUGGGGCAGCCAGGGGUGCGCACAGGGCCGAGCUGAUGGCCCCGCAGGGGUCCUGACACUGGAAUAGGGAUCGCUUGAGCCAGGCCUGGUUCCCCCCUGCCUGCCUCCAGGGAUGUCGGGGCUCCCAGCUGGCCAGCACUGCCCGCCCGUACCCACGAGCCCACGGGCUGGGAACAGCCCAGGCCCAGAGCCGUCU
Molecule: messenger RNA, 2313 nt
Organism: Myotis brandtii (Brandt's bat)
Lineage: Eukaryota; Metazoa; Chordata; Mammalia; Chiroptera; Vespertilionidae
Gene: ZNF710
Product: zinc finger protein 710
Exons: 8
Coding region: 262-1839 (525 amino acids)
Source: RefSeq, a predicted model, not a curated record